This is a messenger RNA of Knipowitschia caucasica, 291 nucleotides long. NCBI's taxonomy places the organism in Eukaryota, Metazoa, Chordata, Actinopteri, Gobiiformes, Gobiidae. The record is from the annotation of a GenBank genome assembly.
AUGGGGGUGGUAGUGGGGUGUAGUGGUGGGGGGUGUGGGGGGGUUUUUAUGUUUGAGGGAGGAGGGUGUAUAGUGGGGGGGGUGAAGGGAUUGUGGGGGGUGUUGGGUGUUUUUGGGGAGCUGGUUAGGGGAGGUGGUGUGAUGGAGAGGGGGAUGGGUGGGGUGGGGGUAGGGUGGGUUGAUUGUGUUGGUGGGGGUGAUGGGGUUGAUGGGUUUGGGUGGGGGAAGAGAGGUGUUGGCUGGUGUAGAGGGGGUGCUGGUGGGGGGAGGGGUUGCUGGGUGAUGUGUUAG